Aedes albopictus (Asian tiger mosquito) is the source of this 769-nucleotide messenger RNA. Its product is annotated as small ribosomal subunit protein uS10. Gene Ontology annotation, biological process: translation. The record is from RefSeq and is a predicted model, not a curated record. Gene Ontology annotation, molecular function: structural constituent of ribosome. Lineage: Eukaryota; Metazoa; Arthropoda; Insecta; Diptera; Culicidae. The coding region runs from base 157 to 519 and encodes 120 amino acids. The transcript has 4 exons. Gene Ontology annotation, cellular component: cytosolic small ribosomal subunit; ribosome.
CGAAGCACUGGCCGCCUCGUUUGACAUUUCAAACCCUCGACUCGUCCAUUUCGUUCAAUGCUCUACAAGUGAGAAGUUCUGACUGGUUCAGCGCUGAUCAAAAAAGCUUGAUUACCUCGACCAGGAUAUCAGUUGACACUAUCUGAACGCGCUAAAAUGGCCGCCACUGGAAAGGACGUUGAGAAGCCCGUCGCCGAGGCCGCGACUGUGCACCGCAUUCGCAUCACGCUGACCUCGCGCAAUGUCCGCAGUCUGGAGAAGGUUUGCGCUGAUCUGAUCAGCGGAGCCAAGAAGCAGAAGCUGCGUGUCAAGGGCCCCGUCCGCAUGCCGACCAAGAUUCUGCGUAUCACCACCCGUAAGACCCCUUGCGGUGAGGGUUCCAAGACUUGGGAUCGCUUCCAGAUGCGCCUGCACAAGCGUAUCAUCGAUCUGCACUCGCCAUCGGAGAUCGUCAAGCAGAUCACCUCGAUCAACAUCGAACCCGGUGUAGAGGUUGAGGUGACCAUCGCCGACCCUUAAGCGAUUCGCGCGAGAUCCACCAGCAACGCGAAGGAGAGGGACAAGUCAAGGCGCGAUGACGAUUCUCUUGCCCAGAGCGUUGAAAUAGAGCAGACAUAAAAAGCCGAUCAAAUAACAUUGUUAUGCCAAAAACUUUGUCUUCGCUUCCUCUCUGUACGUUGGGGGAACGCACCUUCCAACUUGCGUUCCGAAAUCGGUACCAACUUUUUAUAUUAAAAAGUUACAAAAAAAUAAAAGAACAUAAAAAAGA